Prorocentrum cordatum is the source of this 490-nucleotide messenger RNA. The record is from the annotation of a GenBank genome assembly. Lineage: Eukaryota; Dinophyceae; Prorocentrales; Prorocentraceae.
UUCUUAAGCAUUUCGCAGGGUGUAUUCAUCGUUCCUUAGGUCAGGCCGACGACUGUAGGCUCAGCCCUCCUCCUCCCUGUCGCUCGCUGCCCCUCGAGGCCGCCUGCUGCCCCCGCGGGGGGCAGGUACUUCCACCUCUCGGAGCGGCGGCUGCAGCAGCACGGGGCCUCGACGGUCCGCGCGCUGGCGGAGUUCGCGGGCCGGGCCUCGCCCAGCGAGGAGCUCAUCGCCAGGAUGGCGGCCGUGUACCAGAGGCGGCCGCCCCGCGAGAACGCGCUCAAUUACGAGGUCGCUGCCCUGGAGCCCAUGGGCGCGGUGCGCGAGGCGCUGCGGGAGUUCGGCUACCCGGCGUGACGCCCCGGCGCGGUCUCGCCGCCGCCUGUGUCGGGGACGGUGUGGCGCCGCGGCACCGGGCGCUCUGCUCGCGGACGCUCGAGGACCUUCGGGGGGGAAAAAAGCACACAGACACGAUGCAUCGCCGAUCCCCAGG